Saprolegnia diclina VS20 is the source of this 1299-nucleotide messenger RNA. Its product is annotated as CMGC/DYRK/DYRK1 protein kinase. The record is from RefSeq and is a predicted model, not a curated record. Gene Ontology annotation, biological process: peptidyl-threonine phosphorylation; positive regulation of DNA-templated transcription; peptidyl-serine phosphorylation. Gene Ontology annotation, cellular component: nucleus. The transcript is spliced from 8 exons. Bases 1 to 1299 code for a protein of 432 amino acids. Lineage: Eukaryota; Oomycota; Saprolegniomycetes; Saprolegniales; Saprolegniaceae. Gene Ontology annotation, molecular function: ATP binding; protein serine/threonine kinase activity; transcription coactivator activity.
AUGGAACCACGAGUCUUGGGCGCGCGCCCGUGCGUGAAGCUGGGCUGCCACCUCCUAGAGACGUACCGCCUCAUCAAUCUCGCGUACUACAAGAAGCAGCGGUCGAAAGAGAAGCUGGUCAAGGGCGCCAAAGACGCCAAGCAGCCACCAGAGGCGCCCACGCUAGGCGACUACUACGUGCCGGCCGAGCACGAGGUGCUCCAUGCGCGCUACCGUGUCACGGGCAAGAAAAUGGGCAAGGGUUCCUUUGGCCAAGUGCUCGAAGCCGUCGACAUUCAGACCAACAAGCCUGUUGCCAUCAAGAUCAUCAAGAACCGCAAGGCCUUUGAGCGACAAGUGCAAUCUGAGAUUGAUAUUCUCGAGUACCUGCACCGCAGCCGGCACGGCCACGACAACCACAUUGUACAAAUGCUCGACAAGUUUGUUCACAAGGGCCACCACUGCCUCGUCUUUGAGCUCCUCUCAUACAAUCUCUUUCAGCUGCUGCAGAGCACCAAAUACGCUGGCAUCGGUCUCAAGCUACUGCGCAAGUUUAUGAGGCAGGUGCUUGAGUCGCUGCGGUACCUCGCGGAAUCGUCCAUCAUACACUGCGACCUCAAACCCGAAAACAUUGUACUUGUCAACCAAAGCAAGAGCCAAGUGAAGCUCAUCGACUUUGGCAGUUCUUGCCGCGUCGGCAAAGAGAUCUUUCAAUACCUCCAAAGCCGCUUCUACCGGGCGCCCGAGGUCAUCCUUGGUCUCAAGUACACGGCAGCGAUCGACAUGUGGAGCCUCGGCUGCAUUCUCGUCGAGAUGCACUCGGGGUCGCCGCUCUUUGACGGCGCCAACGUCAUGGACCAGCUGCACAAGAUUGUGCACGUGCUCGGCAUGGUGCCCGCGCCCAUCAUAGACCAGCUCCAUGUGCUCCAACGCAACAAGUAUUUCGAGCGCACAUCGACCGGGUAUGCGCUCAAGCCAACGUCCGAAGCCGAGCCGCCACCGGCGGUCCGUCGCACCCUCUACGACAUUGCUACAUGCAACGGCCGGCGGUUUGGCGAGAAGGGCCACAGUCUCGACGAGUACGCUGCGUUCACCGACCUUGUCACCAAGAUGCUCGAAUACGACCCACGCAAGAGGAUAACGCCGUCUGAAGCGCUCCAGCAUCCGUUCUUUCACGAAGAUGCGAGCAAUACACCGCGACCAAAGGACAAGAAGCGCAGCACCAAAGGCCAGUGCAGUGCGAGCGCAUUAAUACCUAGUGACGACGUCGAGUGCGCCCAUCGGGCCAAGCAGCGCAAGCUGCUCGCGCCCGACGCAUGA